Molecule: messenger RNA, 1607 nt
Organism: Coccinella septempunctata (seven-spotted ladybird)
Lineage: Eukaryota; Metazoa; Arthropoda; Insecta; Coleoptera; Coccinellidae
Product: UDP-glucosyltransferase 2-like
Exons: 5
Coding region: 9-1559 (516 amino acids)
Molecular function (GO): UDP-glycosyltransferase activity
Source: RefSeq, a predicted model, not a curated record
UUGAUUAAAUGCAUGAAUUUUUUUCAGAAAUGCAUUUAAAAUUUUUGUUAUUUGCGGCUGCAUUUCUGUGCGUGUCCAAUGGAAUUGAGGGUUCCAAAAUACUAGGAGUAUUUUGGACACCAAGCAAGAGUCAUCACAUCCUCGGCAGUGCAUUGCUUCAGGCGUUAGCUAAGAAAGGCCACAAUGUCACAUUGUUGAGUCCUUUCAUAGACGACGUUGAUAUACCGACCUUCAAACAAAUAAAAUUGGAAGGAAUUAUAGGUACCACCGCCGCAGGAUUGCAACCUAACCUGACAUUUUCGACCGCAAUCCGCACUGUCUGGUCAGCUCUUGGAGGACUUACCAGAAUUUUUUUUGAAAAUAAGCCCGUCAAAGAUCUGAUAGUGUCUAAGGAGCAGUAUGACGUUAUUCUUUCUGUGAACUUCAUGAAUGAUGGAAUUUUGGCUUUGAACCACCACUUGAGGGCACCAACUAUUUUGAUCUGGACGGGUGCUUCCAGCUUCGCCAUUAACAGAUAUGUGGCGAAUCCAAACAUGCCCUACAGCCAGAAUCCGAUUUUUGUCACAGGUUCUCACACUAGUUUUAUUGCAAGACUCUUAACGACAUCAGCGAAUGCCAUAGUAACAGGGGUAUUGAAUCAUAUUUUUGGGCCUAUUCAGGAGAGUGUCGCUAGAUCCUAUUUGCCAGAUUGUCCACCAGUAUCCGAAUUGAGGAACAAUAUUUCUCUGGUUAUGGUGAAUUCUCAUUUGAGUUUAGAGUCCACGAGGCCUUAUGUACCCAACAUGGUUCAGAUCGGUGGUUUCUACGCACAAACAGCCAAGAAAUUACCAGAUGACCUCCAGAAAUAUCUCGAUUCAGCAAAGGAAGGUGCUAUAUUAUUCAGUUUCGGAACCAACAUGAAAAUCAAAGAUAUGGAUGAGGACAAACUCAAAGCCAUCCUAGAAGGAUUGAGAAAGAUUGCUCCUAUGAAGGUCGUGUUCAAAUCUGAAAUCGAAUUGAAGAAUGCUCCAAAAAAUGUUUUGGUUUCUAAAUGGUUACCACAAAACGACAUUUUAGCACAUCCAAACAUAAAGGCAUUCAUCACUCAUGGAGGUCUCGGAGGAAACACUGAAUCUGUUUAUCAUGGAGUUCCCAUGAUAGGUAUUCCUCUUUUCGCAGAUCAGAAGUCGAACGUAGAAAAUGCCGUGCAAGCUGGGUAUGCAAUCAAGAUAUCUUAUGAAGAUAUAACUCAGGAAACUGUAGAUAAGGCAUUGGAGGAAAUCUUGAAAAAUCCUUCAUACUCAAAGAUGGCCAAGAAGCGAUCUUCUUUGCUGAAGAAUCAACCCAUAAAUCCUUUGGAUAAAGCCAUAUGGUGGGUGGAACAUAUCAUAGAACAUAAAGGAGGCGAACAUCUGAGGAAUUUAGGAAUGGAUUUGGAAUGGUACCAGUUGUACAUGGUUGAUAUUAUCCUCUUCUACUUGGUUGUUAUAGUGAUUUGGUCAGCUUCUUCCUUCCUCACUUUGAGAUGGGUCAUCAGAAAGCUGUUUUUCAGGAGCAGUAAGAAGACUAAAAAAGACUAAAAUAUGAUUAAGAAUAGGGUUAAAUGUUUGAAUAAAUAUUUUUUUAUU